AAUAUCGUCACCUAUCCUCUCUUCCUUCGCAGUGUCAAGUUUCAACCCAGGUCUGCUGUUUAAUGACAGCCUCAGCAGCCUCUCGUCUUGGACGUGCAGCACCUCAAUCAAAGAGCUGGCUUCGACAUGUUCUCUAUCACGACCGCAAGCUAAUCGCGCUCAACAAGCCUUCUGGACUCGUUUGCCAGGGGACUCUGGGCCAGUCAUUGGAGAACUCUCCCCAGGACCAUGCUUACGUAUCUGAACAGGACAAUAGGUUCAACACCUUGCUUGACGACAUGCAACACCGCUUCAAUCUCGCUCAACGGCCAAGUAGCGUUCAUCGCCUCGACAAGUCGACCACUGGUGUGCUCCUGCUCGCCAAGUCCCCUGCAAGUGCACGCGACCUCUCUACGCAGCUAGCCAAGCGAACCGUGGACAAGACGUACCUUGCACUCGUACGCGGUGGUGCACAGUCUUUUGAAGGGUCUUCUGGGGAGAUUAGAAAUGCGCUGCAGGCUGACGAGGGCCGUAUGUCGAUUGGCGACAGCUGUAGUGCACGCUUUGCAGCGACGGAUUGGGAGCUUCUAGCUUCUUCGCCCAUAUGCCCCAUUUCCCUCGUUCGGCUUCGGUUACAUACGGGCGUGAAGCAUCAGUUACGUGUUCACCUUGCACACGUCUUACAUACCCCCAUCCUCGGUGACACGACCUACAGUCGUUCACCCCUCGCACCCGCAAUAACGAAGGUCACCCCCGUUCCUCAGGACCGCGUCUUCUUGCAUGCAUCGCGGAUCGCGGUCUCGAAAUACCGGAAGCAAGGCAAGCAGAAGCAUUUCCGCUUAGACAUCGCCGCCCCGCUUCCGCACGACUUUGUCGCCAUAUGCGAGAAGGCGAAGAUUCCCCUAGGCAAGCUUGAUAUCGCUGGUGGCCUGCUUGUCGAUGGCGAGCCCACAGACCAGACCAUCGAGGACAUCGGUGGCAAAUGGCUCGGAUGAAGUUCAUUUGCUAUCAUUCAUGAUCCUCAUGUCCACAACGUGCCUUCAUUAGAGAAACGCCCUCUUUUUUAUAGCUCAAUAUGCAGGUGCGUUGAGGUGCUUGUCGAUCAAAAUUGGCUACACCCGAACCCCUCCGAGGGCUCGAUUCGACUCCAUUUUCAGGCUUAUCGUGCUCUACAUGCUACAUAUACUGUACACGGUACUACUAAUGUGCUUGUCA
This is a messenger RNA of Coniophora puteana RWD-64-598 SS2, 1194 nucleotides long. Its product is annotated as pseudouridine synthase. The record is from RefSeq and is a predicted model, not a curated record. Gene Ontology annotation, biological process: pseudouridine synthesis. The coding region runs from base 63 to 974 and encodes 303 amino acids. Gene Ontology annotation, molecular function: pseudouridine synthase activity; RNA binding. Lineage: Eukaryota; Fungi; Basidiomycota; Agaricomycetes; Boletales; Coniophoraceae. The transcript has 5 exons.